AUCAUUAUACUAAAAAGUUCAAAUAUAGCGUGCGCUACAUACUGUGUAGAAAAAAAUUAACACGUAAGCCAUUCCCACAUUCAAAAGACUGGCCUUUUAUAAUUCACAUUUCCAUUCGUCAAUUGUACCUCGCUCGAUAUACAAGUUUAUUGCGGCCUUAGUUUAAUAAAAAUUAGAUUAAAAUGUCAAACGUAAAAGAUGACGAUCGAGAUUUUGAUGAAGCUCUUAAUGUCACAGGUCACGGACGAUACAAUAGAAUGGUAUUAUUUUCUUGCUGUGUAACAAUCGUCGCUGCUGCAUUGGAUAUAUUUGGAUUCAGCGUCGUAGUAGCAGCUUCCAGAUGUGAACUGGGGCUCACCACCAGUCAGGUUGGUGUGCUGGUGGGCUCGCCUUUCUACGGUUUGGUCUUUUCAUAUCCCUGGGGUUAUUUCGCUGACUCAAAAGGCCGAAGGACGGCAAUAGUCCUCUCAACAUCCGUUGGUUUCAUAUUUGGGGCUAUUAGUAGCAUUUCUGUCAAUUGGGAAAUGAUGCUGGUGACGAAAGCGAUUGGAUCUUCAUUCACGCUUUCAUUAUUUAUGCUGACUGUAACGUACCUCGGAGAAAGUGUGGGCUCGAAGAAAAGGAAUCAAUUCUUAUUUAUACUGAACACAAUGAAUAUAGGUGGAGAAGUUGUAUCAUUUAGUCUUGCGUAUUUCAUAUUACCACUAUCCGUAGCAAUGUUCAUACCUUGGAUAGAGAUCAGUUUUCGGUCUUGGAGGCUGUACACUCUUGUUAUGUCCAUUCCACUGGGCAUCGGCGCUCUGAUGAUGCUUUUCCUGGAGGAAAGUCCAAAGUUUCUUAUAGACAAAGGACAGAAUGACAAGGCUAUUGAAGUAUUGACAAAUAUAUUUGUGACCAAUGGUGGAAACCGAGAUGAUUUUGUGAUAAAACCUCUAAAUGUAAAACCGUAUAACGAUUCGUCUUUUUGUGUCAAUUUUGUAAGACACGCGUCACCACUUUUUAAGCCACCACUGCUAUGGAGAUCUUUGCAGUUGUUCUACUUACUGUCUUUGGCUUGCGCUAUAAGUAAUGUAUCGAUUAUGUGGUUACCAACUAUGCUUGAUAUGGUGUUUAAAUCAAUCUCAUCGGGAAGUAGUGAUAUAAGGUUUUGUGACGGAUUCAACAAUAUAUCACAACAACACAACGCUAAUGUAACUUGCAAUGAUACGCUUUCGGAAGAGACAUUAAUUUCUGGCUUCUCUGUCAGUCUUUUUGUAGCUGUAUUGAACUUGUCGGUUACAAAGUUUGCCUCAUAUCGACGCAUUAUUUUGAUUUCUAUAUUUCUACUUGCUGGGUUUAGCUGUGUAAUGGUUUCAGUUUUAAGACAACCUUUGGCAAGUGUUGUGUUUUACACAUUAAUGCAAACAACGCUCGUGGGUAUAGGGAGUAUAUCUACAUAUUUUGUCGAUUUAUAUCCUACGUCUUGCAGGGGACUUGCAACGAGUCUAGGUUACAUGGUAGCGCGAUGCUUUUCACUGAUCGGUACGACUUUAGUUGGAGCUGUCGGUAAUAGCAACUGUGAAAUGAUCUUUUAUGUGGCGGCGAGUGUAGCAUUUUCUGGAAGUCUGGUGUCACUGUCCUUACCAUCAAAUAAGAACUAAAUUAAUAUUAAAGCCUAGCAGCCUGUUAUACCUGUAAAAUAUAUAAUAUUCAAAGGAGACUACGCGUAUACGAUCACUGCCUUGGCAAUCUGAGAGUCCCUGAAUACAACUCACAACUCAUUUUACGAACAGAACUCUCUUCGUAACUCACCUCAUUUUCGGAAUCUCGUGGCAUUCUGUCAAGAAAUUUCAUUUUACGGCUUGACUGUAUAUUUCGUGACAAUUAUCCUUAAUCCUAUUAUCUUGUAAACAAAAUAUUUACUACUUUAUUUGACAAAAAUGAAAUUGAUUAUAUAAACGGGAAAGAACUACAUGAAACAUAUUAUGAGAGAACCUAGUUUAAAUUGAAAAUAUGUAGAUAAAAACACUAGUUUAAUGAAGUGUAUGCAUAUCCAUUAAAAAAAUGUCUAACCUAACAGACUGAAGAUAUAA
Pieris napi is the source of this 2072-nucleotide messenger RNA. RefSeq names its product solute carrier family 22 member 15-like. The record is from RefSeq and is a predicted model, not a curated record. Gene Ontology annotation, biological process: transmembrane transport. The transcript has 11 exons. Gene Ontology annotation, molecular function: transmembrane transporter activity. Lineage: Eukaryota; Metazoa; Arthropoda; Insecta; Lepidoptera; Pieridae. Bases 183 to 1640 code for a protein of 485 amino acids.